Messenger RNA from Hypoxylon fragiforme, 1533 nucleotides. Its product is annotated as MFS general substrate transporter. Gene Ontology annotation, cellular component: membrane. Gene Ontology annotation, biological process: transmembrane transport. Gene Ontology annotation, molecular function: transmembrane transporter activity. The transcript has 5 exons. The record is from RefSeq and is a predicted model, not a curated record. Bases 1 to 1533 code for a protein of 510 amino acids. Lineage: Eukaryota; Fungi; Ascomycota; Sordariomycetes; Xylariales; Hypoxylaceae.
AUGAGUCAGGACACGAAAAAGGAUGCGGAGGUCCUCCCGACUUCGUCAGACGCUGUUAUCAGUGAGACAUCGAAGACCAUAGACGAUGGCGCUUUAGACGAGGCGGCAAAGUAUCUCGCGAACCAUGAAGAGUUCGGCCCAAUGACUCCUGAGCAGGAGAAAAAGAUUGUCAAAAAGAUUGACUCUUGGAUGAUUCCAUUGCUAGUAUUCUGCGCGACUCUCGCGGCUGUCGACAAAGUUCAAAUAGGAACCGCAUCUUUAUAUGGGUUCCAGACCGACAAUGGGAUGGUUGGCCAAGAAUAUUCCUGGCUCGGAUCUAUCCUACCCUUAGGAACCUUGAUCGGACUCAUCCCAGCGUCAUGGUUGAUUCAGCGAUUUCCUCCCGGAAAGCUUCUAGCAACUGGAUCACUUUUAUGGUCGAUUUGCACCUUGUGCUAUGCGCCAACUCGAACCUGGGCUGGCUUCAUGGGCUUGCGGUUUCUGCUAGGGUUCCUAGAAGCAGUCUCUGUCCCCUGCUUUACAGUCCUAGUCGCGUCUUUCUACAAGAAAGAGGAGCAGCCUCCUAGAAACGGCAUCAUUUUCGCCUACUUCUCAUCAAUCUUCAAUGGCUUCUUCGCUUGGAUUAUCGGCUAUAUCCCCAGUUCCGCCCCGCUAUUCAAAUGGCAAUACCUGUAUCUUUUAACAGGGUCCAUCAAUGUGCUAUAUUCGCUUUUCUUAUGGUUCGUCCUUCCGGACUCUCCCAUGAACGCCUUUUUCUUCACUCCAGAGCAAAGGUAUCAUGCGACUCGAAGGUUGGCCGGCAACCGAACUGGUAUUGCUAAUAAGGUAUGGAAGUGGGAUCAGGUUUUUGAGGCCUUAUUAGACGUCAGGGUCUGGCUUAUUGUUUUGUUCAACGUUGUCAUCAAUAUCCCCAAUGGCGGUCUUCAGGCUUUCGGAUCAAUCAUCAUCAACAACCUCGGUUACACCCCCUUGGUGUCUAGUCUGCUAACAAUGCCUUUUGGUGUACUGGCUACGGGCGGCGCUUGGGCCUUCUCAUACAUCGCGGCAAAAUGGCAUAACCGGAGAGCUUUGACUGCAUCCAUUGCAUUGCUGCUUCCCAUUCUUGGAACUGCGUUGGUAUAUGGUUUGCCGCGGACGAAUGUCGCUGGCCAGAUGGUUGGUCUAUACUUUAUGUACUUCUAUUGGCCCCCAUAUGUUGUUGGCAUAUCCCUUAUUCAAGCAAACACCGCUGGUAUGACUAAGAAAGCCGUCACGUACUGUCUCGUCACCAUCGGGUACGCAGCAGGAAAUCUCAUUGGACCACAGACAUUUAGGAGCAAGGAAGCACCCAAGUAUACCACAAGCGUCAUAGCAAUGCUAGUUAGUUACUGCGCAUGUAUGUUGAUCUUGAUGGUAUACUGGCUGGUUGGCACCCGGGAAAACAAACGUCGGGAUCGGAAAUAUGGCAAGCCAGACGGAGUGCAUGAAGGUACCAUCGAAGCCUUUGUCGAUAUUACAGACAAGAUGCAGCCCGCCUUCCGCUACACUACUUGA